Molecule: messenger RNA, 3385 nt
Organism: Myxozyma melibiosi
Lineage: Eukaryota; Fungi; Ascomycota; Lipomycetes; Lipomycetales; Lipomycetaceae
Exons: 2
Coding region: 104-3262 (1052 amino acids)
Source: RefSeq, a predicted model, not a curated record
CUCCUCUUCUCUACUAUACUUCUCCACAAUCGCCCCUCACCGCCGUCCUAAGCGCAAGAACGUGUUUUGCCUCGAGCAGAACCGUUCUCCGUCGCCGCUCCAAAUGCCAACCCUCUCUCCUCCACCCUUCACCCUCCUCACCCACCCUCCCUCCCUCCCCAUCCCCAUCCCCAGAUCCGGCCCCCUCCUCCUCUCCGGCCUCGUCCGCUCUCCGCCCUUCCUCACCCUCGUCGCCUCUCUUCUCUCCGUCGUUGCCGCCUUCGCAAUCCCCUACUCGCGCUACCUCUUCUCCGCGUCCUUCUCCUGGGCGUCCUUCUGCUUGGCCACUUUCCUCCCCAUCGACCGCUUCCUGAUCCGCUCUGAUACCCAGCUCAAGUACAGACGCAUCGAUGUCGUCAUCUGCUCUACUUGCAUGGUCCUCAGCAUUGUCUGCGCCAGUUUGCUCGGCGAACGUGGCAACGGUCUCUCUUCCGUCCUCAUUCCCUUCCUCGUCCACAUCCUCCGCUUCCAGUACAUGUCUCCUCCCUCCCUCCCCACCCAGCACGAGAAAAACCUCUCCCAGCUGAUCGCCGCAAACAUAGACAUGACCACCCUCGUCUUCAUCACCUUCACCUCCUUCCUCGCCCUCGCCCCCUCCUACCCCGGCGCAUCCCAGCUCGUGUUUGGCAUGUGCUCCAGCAUCUUCGCCGCAACCUACCUCUCCAUCUCCGACAUCAGCAUCCCUCUCACCCGCUCCGUCCUCCGCGAGAUAUCGGCCUACACCUGCCUAGGAUUGCUGCUCAUGUCCCUCCUCCUCGACGGCUGGGCGGGCUGGCUUGAACUCGGCUCGUCCGACGGACUGGCAUACAUGAUGGUCCUCUGGUCCUUCCUCUCGGCUGUCAAAAACAUAAUCAUCAUGAUCCUCAUUCAAAACCUCUCCCCCAUCAACGCCUCCUUCGUCGACCUCAUCGGCAACCUCAGCACAACCCUCUACUCCCCCGCCGUCUGGAAAAUCAGCGCAAUGUGCAUCUCCUACAUGGCCAUCGCCAGCACCCUUCUCCCGCACCACAUUGGCGAGAAACGCGUGCGGUUUCUAAAGAUCCGCGUCAGCAAAUUCAUCACCCUCGUCAUCGCGCUCUUCCUCGCCGGCUUUGGCCUCUUCAUGACCAUCAAACCGCGCUCGAGCGGCUACUCGCAACGCGUCACCGCCUCUUCUGCUUCGGCGUAUUCGUCCGCUGCUACUUCUUCGUUUGGAAAGGACGCGUGGAACACAACGAUCCACCCAAUCUCCUACCUCAUGGAAUCCCAUCUGACCCGCUUCGAAGACCUCGUCAACAGACAAACAAACACAUACCCGGAAGCAGUCAAGGAAUACAAGCGCCGUCACAACCUCAACCCGCCCCCGAACUUUGACAAAUGGUACGCGUACGCAACCGAGCACAAGGCCGUCGUCUUUGACGAGUUUGAUUCCAUCUCCGACUCCCUCAAACCGUUCUGGGGUCUCGAGCCGUCCAAGAUCCGCGAAAACGUCCGCGACGCGCUGAGUAACCCUGAAAGCCACUUGCUCGGCGUGCACAUCCGCGGCGGCCAGAUCGCAAACCUGACAGGGUUCACGAACGGCCAGUGGUUCGAGGCCGCGAUCGAGACCAUGAUUGGCGAGUUUGUGCAGUAUCUGCCGGAUAUGGACGUUGCUUUCAACAUGCUCGAUUCUCCGCGCGUAAUCAUCCCGCAAUCGGACCUUACCGUGCUCAACAGCGCGGAGAAGAAAUCCGGUACGAAAAACGAGUUUACGAAACCACCGACCGGCGAAGACGACCUGGCCGAGCAGCCGCUUAUCGCGACCUAUCGCAGCUCUUUCGACUCCUUCGCCCACCAAUCGUCCUGGGGCCACGCAAAACUAUCCUGUCCCCCCGACGCGCCGGUCAAGCUCGGAAAACCGUCGGACGGAUUCAGCCAAUACGGUCUCUCGAUCGGGUUCCUGAAAAACCACUCGGCCGCGACCGACAUCUGUCUCGAGCCCGCGUACCAGCACCAGCACGGCAUCUUUGUCCGUCCCGAGACAUUCAACAUCAUCGCCGAACCGAUCCCGAUCUUCUCACAAAGCAAACUGUCUACUUUUGGCGACAUUCUCUACCCUUCUCCCUCGUACUUUGUCGAGCGCGCGAUGUACGACGAGACAGCGGACACGCCGUGGUCGGAAAAGAAGGAUGUAAUGUACUGGCGCGGAUCGUCGACGGGACUGCGCUCCCGCGAUGGGUCCUGGAGACUCGGUCAUCGGCAGCGGACGUUGGCGUAUUUCAACUCUGCGACUGAAAACUGCACGCUGCUAAUGGAUCUCGGUGACGCCGAGAAGAUCAACAAAGAGACCCCGCCGCUGACAACCCGCACUUCUCCCACUAGAGCAAAAAAGAUCACAAAGCGCUGGUCCUCGUUCCUCCGCCGCCGAGAACAAGUAGAUCCCGACACUGUCGCCGACGCAGUCGAUCCAGUGAGCUCCUCGAACCCAGCGCAAGACCUCGAACAAGUCGAGAACGCGGUCUCGCAACUGACCGAGGACGAACCAGAGCCCGAGGCCGAAGCCGAACUGACCUCUGGCGGCGCACCCGCGCAAGCCAGCAGCGCCGCCGCCGCCGCCAGCGACGAGUUCUCGUCUGAGGAAGAAGAAGCCAUGCUCGAAGUCGCGCGUCCGCACGCAGAAAUCGAGGAAGCCGAUAAACACCAUUUCCUUGAGGUCGGCAAGAAGCAAGAUGAAGAGCGCGAGCAGCAGCAGCGGGACUCGAUGUUUGUCGAGCAAUCUGUGUCAAAGCAGGUUUUCAUCGACCACAUCAGCGCUCAAUUUUCUUCCUUCACGCAGUGCAACGAGGCAGACUGUCGCGAGCAAGAGGCGUUCUUCGGCAAACCGGCGCCGUACGCUGGGUUUCAGGAAACGUGGCAGUACAAGUACCUGCUCGACAUGGACGGCAACUCGUUCUCCACCCGCUUCUACGCCUUCCUCCGCAGCCGCUCGGCCGUCGUCAAGCAGACUUUAUUCCGCGAAUGGCACGAGGACAGAUUGAUACCGUGGGUGCACUACGUCCCGCUCUCGCUCGACUUGAAAGAAGGGUUCGAGAUCCUGCGGUUCUUGCUCGAUAACGACGUGUCCGGGAAGUUCAUCGCCGACUCUGGUCGGCGGUGGUCGAAGCGGACGAUGAGGAAGGAGGAUAUGCAGAUUUAUUUCUUUCGGCUGAUGCUGGAGUAUGGUCGAUUGAUUGACGAUAAUCGGGAUACAAUCGGCUGUCUCUAAGCUCUUUUUUGUAGUUCACGUUUGGUAUACCCUUUUUUGUAACUUUUUUGUAACUUUUCUGUAACUUUUUGUCAUUGUUUUGUCAUUCUGUAUUGUUUUGUAACAUUUCUCGUAACAUCCUCA